This is a messenger RNA of Xenopus laevis (African clawed frog), 2979 nucleotides long. RefSeq names its product SV2 related protein L homeolog (gene svop.L). Gene Ontology annotation, biological process: transmembrane transport. NCBI's taxonomy places the organism in Eukaryota, Metazoa, Chordata, Amphibia, Anura, Pipidae. Gene Ontology annotation, cellular component: synaptic vesicle membrane; membrane. Gene Ontology annotation, molecular function: transmembrane transporter activity. The record is from RefSeq and is marked provisional.
CUGGUAGAGAUUUAGUCGUUGCUGCUGCUGCUGCUUUUGCCUCGGGAGCUGUCCAGCAAUCAGGGCUCCUGAAAUCCAACACAAUGUGAGAAGCAAUGGUAACAGUAGGAGCAUCUUUAAUCGACAUAAGAGAGAGAUGGAGGAUGAUUUAUUCCAACUCAGACAUCUGCCUGUUGUCAAGUUUCGACGAACAGGGGAAAGCUCCAAAUCAGAAGAUGACAAUAUAUCUGGAGAGCAUGAAAUUCAGAUUGGACCUGUUCAAACGGAGUUGGAAGCCGUGGAAUUGGAAGAUGGGACAACGGUACCAAAGGAAUUUGCUAACCCAACAGAUGACACGUUUAUGGUGGAAGAUGCCGUGGAAGCAAUUGGUUUUGGGAAAUUCCAGUGGAAGCUCUCCAUGCUUACUGGUCUGGCUUGGAUGGCAGAUGCCAUGGAAAUGAUGAUACUUAGCAUCCUGGCUCCACAGCUCCACUGCGAAUGGAGAUUGCCCAGCUGGCAAGUGGCUCUGCUUACAUCGGUGGUAUUCAUCGGCAUGAUGGCCAGUUCAUCUCUGUGGGGAAACGUUUCUGAUCAAUAUGGCAGGAGGACUGGUCUGAAGAUCAGUGUGAUCUGGACUCUUUAUUAUGGGAUUCUCAGCGCCUUUGCUCCUGUUUAUAGUUGGAUUCUUGUACUCAGAGGACUGGUUGGGUUUGGGAUCGGAGGUGUACCACAGUCAGUAACGCUGUAUGCUGAGUUUCUACCUAUGAAGUCAAGAGCAAAGUGUAUAUUGUUGAUUGAGAUCUUCUGGGCUCUUGGCACAGUUUUUGAAGUGCUUCUUGCUAUCUUUGUGAUGCCUACUUUGGGGUGGCGCUGGCUUCUCAUCCUCUCUGCCCUGCCACUAAUGCUCUUUGCUAUUUUGUGCUUUUGGUUGCCUGAAAGUGCCAGAUAUGAGGUUUUGUCUGGGAAUCAAGAGAAAGCCCUUGCCACCUUAAAACGUAUUGCAACUGAAAACGGUGCUCCCAUGCCUUUGGGCAAGCUUAUCGUCUCAAGGCAGGAGGAUCGAGGUAAAAUCCGAGACCUUUUUAGUCCCCAGUUUAGAUGUACAACACUGCUGCUUUGGUUCAUAUGGUUUUCCAACGCAUUCUCUUACUACGGACUCGUCCUUCUAACAACAGAGCUUUUCCAAGCAGGAGACGUAUGCAGCAUAUCCAAUCAAAGAAAGGCAGUCAAGCCAAAAUGCAGCUUAGCCUGUGAAUAUUUAACUGUUGAAGAUUAUACAGAUCUACUGUGGACAACACUUUCUGAAUUCCCAGGCCUACUGGUAACUUUAUGGAUCAUUGAUCGUGUUGGUCGAAAGAAGACCAUGGCCAUCUGCUUUAUUAUAUUCUCCUUCAGUGCCCUUCUUCUGUUCCUUUGUGUGGGAAGGAAUGUCCUUACUGUUUUUCUCUUCAUUGCAAGAGCCUUCAUUUCAGGAGGGUUUCAAGCUGCCUAUGUUUACACCCCAGAGGUUUAUCCAACAGCAACCCGAGCGCUAGGCCUUGGAACGUGCAGUGGGAUGGCACGUGUGGGAGCAUUAAUCACACCCUUCAUUGCACAGGUGAUGCUGGAGUCCUCAAUUUAUCUCACAGUGUUGGUAUACAGUGGCUGUUGUGUUUUAGCAGCCGUGGCUUCCUGCUUCCUUCCCAUUGAAACCAAAGGCCGUGGCCUGCAAGAGUCUAGCCACAGAGAAUGGGGCCAGGAGAUGGUUGGAAGAGGAACACAUAACGUAGGAGCGACCCCUUCACAUUCUGGCUCCCAGGAAUGAUGCGCAGUGUCAAUUGCUGCAUCAAGAAUCCCAUGCAUACAGUCAGACAGUUUAUCAUGCUCACAACUAACAAUACAUGGACUAUCAAUUGAUUGUUUUCCAGAAAAGAAAGCAAUGGGUGCAGGAAAGCAACAUUAUUUAAGUAAUGGAGAGACGUGUACUUCCCCCGCCUCAGGUGACCCUGAAUAGUUUAAAUGAUGAUGCUGCAAACUUAGCAGAACAUACAAAAUGUUCCAUUCCUUUCAGAACUACAGGGAUAAUAUUUAGAGUUUACUUAAUUAAACAAGCAAGGUAAUAAGUAGAGAUCUUUGAGAGUCAAUCUGAAUGCAUUUGUGCAUAUUUGGCCAUUUCCAUAGAUUGUAAAUAAUUAGACAUCCCUGAAGAUUUCAAAGGCUGAAUGUUUUAUUACCUGACAGCAACCCCAAACAAUUGUGCUGUAGCUUGCUUAGCCUUUGUGAACUGAUGGGCACUGCUGUACAUUCCAGGCCCGUUGUAUCUGGGGUUGUAUUGCUGGAGCUUGGAAAAUGUGUUGGCAACAAACCUCUGCUUCAGCAUAUAUCUAGUGGCCUCAAGUGAACCUGUCAGGAUUUCAAAAUAUAAAUAUUUAGUUGUUAUUACAUACAUAUUUUGUUUUCAUAGAGCAGACAUGUUGACCAAAAAUGUAAACCCCUUUAAAAUCUAUUAGUAUGCUGGAUUUGGCUUUUUGUACUGCUGUUAAAAACUAAUCUGCCACAUGCAUUCAACCUGUGCUUGACCUGUGCAUAUCUGUGCCUCUUACGUGCACAUUACAAACCGGUCACAUCAUGCGCCAGCCUCCCUGCACCAACAGACUCUGUGCAUUGGGAGCCACUGGAUCCAGCAACAUACAAGACUCCCAGUUUUUUCAUUAGGUGUAACUGUCUGGCUUUAUAAUUCCAUUACUCUGUGUUUGCCACCUCUAUCGCAAGGCCACUUAAUAACGCAGCCAACAUGUACUAGUGCUCACACGUGUUGUUUACUAACUGAUCUACAACCUAUAUCUAUAAUGAACGAAAGGCAUUGCAGGACAUGGACUUAGUGUUGGAGGGCUGUUUCAAUUGUACCUGGUUUGCCCCCAUGUAUAACCCUUGCAAUAUUACAUUAAAGGUUACAUACCUUUUUAUUUAUAUUAACUUUUAUUUUGCAACAGUUUGAAUAAAUUAUAAUGGUACCCCAAA